This is a messenger RNA of Brenthis ino (lesser marbled fritillary), 1437 nucleotides long. NCBI's taxonomy places the organism in Eukaryota, Metazoa, Arthropoda, Insecta, Lepidoptera, Nymphalidae. The record is from the annotation of a GenBank genome assembly.
AUGGCAGCUGAAAAAACAUUGCCUCAAAUCUUUAAGUUUGUCGAUCAGAACAAAGAAUCUUAUAAACAACUUUUAAAAGAGGCUGUUGCAAUUCCAUCUGUGUCAAGUGACGCUAAACACCGCGGUGAUUGUGUUCGUAUGGUGGAAUGGAUGCAAGAGAAAUUAAGAGAAGUAGGAGCUUCGACAGAAUUAAGAGAUAUUGGUUUUCAAGUUUUGGAUGGAGUUGAAGUAAAGCUACCUCCUGUGUUAGUUGGUUCUUUAGGAAAUGAUCCAAAGAAAAAUACAAUCUGUAUCUAUGGCCACUUAGAUGUUCAACCAGCUCUCAAAUCAGAUGGCUGGCAAUCUGAACCAUUUGAGCUAGAAGAAAGAAAUGGCAAACUUUAUGGAAGAGGAUCUACCGAUGAUAAAGGUCCUGUAUUGGGCUGGUUACAUGCCAUCAAUGCUUAUAAAGGUGUUGGUGAUGAAUUGCCUGUGAACUUGAAAUUUAUUUUUGAAUGUAUGGAAGAAUCUGGGUCCGAAGGUCUAGAUGAGUUACUUAUGGAAAAACUAAAGCCUGAAGGAUUCUUUGACUCGGUUGACUAUGUAUGCAUAUCUGAUAACUAUUGGUUGGGAACAACAAAGCCAUGCAUUACAUAUGGCUUACGAGGAAUUAGCUACUAUUUCUUAGAGAUAGAGUGUGCCAAGAUGGAUUUACAUAGUGGUGUCUAUGGAGGAACUGUACAUGAAGCCAUGACAGAUUUGAUCUAUCUGAUGAAUGAAUUAGUGGAUAAGGAUGGAAAAAUUUUGAUCACAGACAUUUACAAAUCUGUUGCUCCUCUUGAUGAAAACGAGAAGAAGCUUUAUAACUCUAUUGAUUUUGACCCAGAGUCUUACAGACAGUCAAUUGAGGCUUAUAAACUCCCUCAUAAUGCUGUUAAGGAGCAGUUACUGAUGCAUCGCUGGAGGUAUCCCAGCUUAUCCCUUCAUGGUAUUGAAGGUGCCCAUUAUCAAACUGGUGCCAAAACGGUUAUUCCGGCGAAAGUGAUUGGAAAAUUCUCUAUUCGCAUUGUGCCAAAUCAAGAGCCUGAAGAAGUUGAAAAACUUGUUUUUGACUAUAUAAAUCAAAAGUGGGCAGAGCGCGGGUCGCCCAACAAGUUGCGCAUCACGGCGCAGAGCGGGCGCGCGUGGACGGAGAACCCUGACCACCCGCACUACCAGGCCGCGGCGCGCGCCACCAAGCUAAUAUACCAGACCGACCCCGACAUGUCGCGCGAGGGCGGCUCCAUCCCCGUGACCAUCACGCUGCAGGAGGCGAGCGCGCGCAACGUGCUGCUGCUGCCCAUGGGCGCCGGCGACGACAUGGCGCACUCGCAGAACGAGAAGCUCAACGUGCGCAACUACAUCGAGGGGAUAAAACUAUUCGCCGCAUACCUCUACGAAGUAGGAAAACUUCCUAAA